AUGACUUUAGAUAAAUUGAAUAAUUACGAGAGAAAAAGAGUAAGUUGCUUCAUAAAUUUUGUGCAACAUCACCGGUACUAUUGUUCCGUAGGUCCGUUAAAUAAAAUAUUUACAAUUGUUUCAGUGUUUGGUGUUGUUAGACGUUCCUUUGGUUCAUAUUUGAUAAGAAGAAAGUCUACAAUGUCGUCAAAACCCCUGAGUGUCGAAACAUUGACGGAACUGAGAAACAAGUUCUACGCAGACCCCAAGAAUGAGCUGGCUCAGAAUGUGUGCACCCGUUUUGACCCGUUCGAGGUGGCUAUCAGCAAACGGAGACAGGAUAGCCAGCUACAUGUGUAUAACAUAAAGAUAGAAUCAGAGGGCAAGCCGGUGACCAACCAGGAGAACUCGGGACGCUGCUGGCUAUUCGCUGCCCUGAAUGUCAUGCGGCUGCCGUUCUGCAAGAAAUACGCCAUCGAUGACUUCGAAUUCUCGCAGAGCUACCUGUUCUUUUGGGACAAGAUCGAACGGUCCCACUACUGGCUGAACAACAUUGUUGCCACCGCCAAGCAGGGCGAGGAGUUGGACGGCCGACUCGUCAACUUCUUAUUGAAGGACCCGAUAAACGACGGCGGGCAAUGGGACAUGAUCGUGAACCUCGUCAACAAAUACGGCGUCAUGCCCAAGAAGUGCUUCCCCGAGUCCUUCAGUUCAAGGAAGAGCUUGCACAUGAACGCGCUCAUCAAGACCAAGCUUCGCGAGUUUGCAAAGGAGCUACGCGACCUAGUGGCCAAAAAGGUGUCUGAUGAUGACAUACAAGUGGCCAUCAACCGACAGAUUGGAGUCAUCUACCACAUCGUUGCUACUUGCCUGGGAACUCCCCCGGAGAAGUUCACCUUCGACUACUACAAUAAAGAAAAGGCUUACAACACGUUCGGCAGCCUCGCCCCCAAGGAGUUCUACGACAAACACGUCAGGCCGCUGUUUGACGUGGACGAUAAGGUGUGUCUGGUGAGCGACCCUCGAGCCAGCAACCCGUUCGGGAGGCUUUUCACCCUGCAGUGUCUCGGCAACGUGGUCGGCGGCCGCCAGACCGCCUACAACAACCAGCCCAUCGAGACACUCAUGCAAGUGGUGAAGGACAGCAUAGCGGGCGGCGAGGCAGUGUGGUUCGGCUGUGAGGUCAGCAAGCGCUUUGAACGCAAGAAUGGUCUCGAGGACCUAGACGCGCAUGAUUACAAGCUGGUGUUCAACACGGAGGUGCAGGUCGGGCUGCAGAAGGCGGACCGGCUCCACUACGGGGACUCGUGCAUGACGCACGCCAUGGUGUUCACCGCUGUGGGGACUGAUGAGAAUGGCAAGCCGACCAAGUUCCGUGUGGAGAACUCGUACAGCGACAAGGAGUACGACAAGGGGUACCUCCUGCUCACCGAGCCCUGGUUCAGAGAGUUCGUUUUUGAGGUGGUGGUAGACAAGAAGUACGUGCCAGCGGAGGUGAUGGAGGUGUUCAAGCAGACGCCGCAAGUCCUGCCCGCCUGGGACCCCAUGGGCACCUUGGCGUGCCCCCUGUGCUCUAACGAAUAACUAUAACAUAAGUGUGCCCAUCAUGGUCUA
Molecule: messenger RNA, 1593 nt
Organism: Cydia amplana
Lineage: Eukaryota; Metazoa; Arthropoda; Insecta; Lepidoptera; Tortricidae
Product: bleomycin hydrolase
Exons: 13
Coding region: 1-1563 (520 amino acids)
Biological process (GO): proteolysis; L-homocysteine catabolic process; response to toxic substance
Cellular component (GO): cytoplasm
Molecular function (GO): cysteine-type aminopeptidase activity
Source: RefSeq, a predicted model, not a curated record